Molecule: messenger RNA, 1060 nt
Organism: Coccinella septempunctata (seven-spotted ladybird)
Lineage: Eukaryota; Metazoa; Arthropoda; Insecta; Coleoptera; Coccinellidae
Product: protein immune deficiency
Exons: 3
Coding region: 210-905 (231 amino acids)
Biological process (GO): signal transduction
Molecular function (GO): protein binding
Source: RefSeq, a predicted model, not a curated record
AACUCACCAUAACAAUCAUGUGAUCUAUGGGCACAGCUUGAUGCAGGUUUAGAUCAAAACCACCUGUUCCCUGUCAAAACUUCAAAUUGUGUCAAGUCAAUGUCAUCUUAUUAACAAAUAAAUGAAAAUAAUAUGUCUUUGUUCUUGAGCUUGUAAUAAAUAUCAACUGACAGUGGGUCAGGCUACCGUAACAAUUUGAUCAGCUGAGGAUGUCCGCAUUAGAUGAAGAAGAUUUAACUACCGAUGCAUUUGCUAGUCCACCAAGAGAUGACGUACAAAAUGAAUCGAAUUCAACAUCCCAAAAUGGAAUAAAUGACACAGAAACUAGACGAAGACAUUCGGAUGGCGGUGGAAAAAGCUCACAAAGACACAAAGGAGGUUCGGAAAGUGAUGAUAGUGAUCCAUCAAACCCUAGAAAAUGCUGUAGUGAUAGGAGGUUCAGCAGUAAAUCUCAUGAAGGGUAUCACGGACCUAAUGCUUAUGCCAGUGUCAUCAACAUAAGCAAUGCAACUGGUAUACAAAUAGGCUCAAAUUUCACCUACUACAUCAACUCUCCUAAUGAUGCAGGUAAAAAAACACCAAAAAGGAGCAAGGAUGUACCCAAGACUGAAAAAAUCACAUUGUUAUUAAAUUCUGAAGAAAGAGUAACAGAAAAAGAUAUUCAGUUUUUAUCAGCUCAUAUUGAUGCAACAUGGAUGGAGACUGCUAGGAAGUUGGACUACUCAGAGGGCCAAAUCAGUCAAUUCUACUGUGAUUUUAUUAACAUUGGUUUAAAAGAGGUUAUAUAUCAGUUUUUAUUAGAUUGGAUAAGGAACAAUGGGAAGAAUGCUACAGUUGGUAAAUUAGCAGAAGCCUUAUGGAAUUCUGAUCAAAGACAAUGUGUUUCAAAGUGGUCACAGAAGUAGACUCUUUCCAGAUAUCCAAUUAUGAAGUUAUUCCUAAGAAUAACAUGUCCAAAUUUAUCUCGUUUAUGGUAGUCCAAAGUUGAAGACUUGAGAUAUAUCUAUAAAGAAGUUUAUAUUUUAUACAUAAUAAAUAUAAUUUUAUGUUUCUGUUUUAA